Messenger RNA from Eurypyga helias (sunbittern), 1061 nucleotides. RefSeq names its product gamma-glutamyl hydrolase (conjugase, folylpolygammaglutamyl hydrolase) (gene GGH). The record is from RefSeq and is a predicted model, not a curated record. Gene Ontology annotation, molecular function: gamma-glutamyl-peptidase activity. The annotation marks the transcript as partial. Gene Ontology annotation, biological process: tetrahydrofolylpolyglutamate metabolic process. The transcript has 8 exons. Gene Ontology annotation, cellular component: vacuole. NCBI's taxonomy places the organism in Eukaryota, Metazoa, Chordata, Aves, Eurypygiformes, Eurypygidae.
UUCUCGGACCCUUUAGGGAUAUUGUCACAGGAAUGUCACUUUGAGAAGUUCCGCAGGUUUGGAAGUUCCUAUAUUGCAGCAUCAUAUGUGAAGUUUUUAGAAUCUGCUGGUGCCCGAGUUGUGCCAAUAAGAUUAAAUCUUUCAGAUGAAGAAUAUGAUAAAAUAUUCCACUCUAUUAAUGGGGUACUUUUUCCAGGAGGUGGUGUGGAUCUUAAGACUUCAGAAUAUUCCAGGGUUGCUAAGAUAUUUUACCACAAGGCGUUAGAGGCUAAUGAUAAAAGAGAUUAUUUUCCAUUAUGGGGAACAUGCCUCGGACAUGAAGAGCUUACAUAUCUCACAAGUGGCAAAGUUUUACUCGUUAAUACCAAGACAGAAGGUUUUGCACUGCCUCUGAACUUUACCUCAGCUGCAAAAGACAGUAGGUUAUUCAAGAAUUUCCCUUAUGAUGUAUUACACGCAUUUGCUACUGAGCCAUUGACAUCAAACUUUCAUAUGUGGAGCCUCUCCAUGGAGAAUUUCACAAAGAAUGAAAAGCUUCGUAAUUUCUAUAAUGUUCUGACCACUAACACUGAUGGUGAAGUGGAGUUUAUAUCUACCAUGGAAGCAUACAAAUAUCCCAUUUACAGCGUCCAGUGGCAUCCAGAGAAAAAUCCUUUUGAGUGGAAGAAUUCACCAGGCAUUCCACAUUCCCCAUCAGCUGUCAGAGCAGCAUAUUAUGUAGCUGACUUCUUCAUUAAUGAAGCCCGGAAGAGCCUGCACCGCUUCCCCAGUGAAGAAGAGGAAACAAAAGAAUUGAUUUAUAAUUAUACUCCAAUUUAUACAGGAACAUUUUCUUCAUUUCAGCAAAUCUAUUUUUUUGAUUGAGUAUUGUGUCAAAGGUGCAGUGUUGCUAUUUAUAGAUGGAAUUAUUUGCCAGCACUGUGUAAUUAAACUGAUGUAGUGCACUGCAUGUGACAGAAAGCCAGAACCAUUUCUUUCUUUACAAUGAUUUAUCCUGUGUUUCUUCUGCACUGUUGGACCAUUAAUAUAGAAAAUUUACACUCAGCAACACAAUCAUUGUC